Sclerotinia borealis F-4128 is the source of this 1005-nucleotide messenger RNA. The record is from the annotation of a GenBank genome assembly. NCBI's taxonomy places the organism in Eukaryota, Fungi, Ascomycota, Leotiomycetes, Helotiales, Sclerotiniaceae.
AUGAUUCGGCACAACUCCUUUGAAUCGGUGAAGAGCAAUAGGUCCGCGAGUCUCCUUAAAACACCUCGGAUCUUUGAUUGGGGUGAUUAUAUCAUGUUUUUCAAUCUUCAAGUACAGGCCACUUUUGUCACAGUCAUCUUCUCCAUCUGGGUCCAGGUUCUGUGGGGAAAUAACUUUGUCACGGCGAAAGAUGUAGUCGAUUGGACACCCGAAGACUUCCAUCGAGCAACCAUCGGCUCUAUCUUUGGAAUUAUCAUGGAGUUCAGCAAGGUUACAUGCGUUUGGGGCUUGUCGGUCUAUGUAGCUAUGGGCUUUGUCAUCGUCAUAGUCUUCUUAAUGGGAGUCUGGUGUCGUCCAUUCCAUCUUUACUACGACACGAUUCCUCUUUCAGCAGCGAAUGAGCAAUGCAUGACCUUUAGGCAUCAUAUGAUACUUGAUGCAUGCUUCAAUAUUACGGGAGAUGCAAUUAUGUUAUGCCUACCCAUUCCCCUCUUAAUCAAAGCAAGGUUGGAACUUGUGAGAAAGUGUGCCCUGAUCGCCGUUUUCAGCAUGGGCGGACUUGUAAUCCUCUGCGCCACCCUCAACCGAAUCACAAACUUCGUCGCCCCCAUGGGCUCCCUCACCUACCUCAACUGGUACGCAGGCGAGAUCUCCACCGCCAUGAUCGUAGCCAACGUACCACAUCUAUGGCCUCUCAUCGCGCGCAUCGCCCGUCUCGGUGCUUGGGCUCCAAAUUCUUCUGGUAACGAUCGCUCUCAGAUUACGAUGCAGAAUAUGAGGUUGAAUAAUCGUUUUAAUAUGGUGGGGAGCGAGGAUAAUAUUGUGGGUGGGGGGUAUGAGGCGCAUGUGCAGGAUGAGCAGGAUAAGCAAGAUAAGAGAGAUAAGCGGGAGCUGCAGGAGAAAGGGGAAGAAGGGUUUGCGGGGGAUGAUGAUUCUGCGGAUGAUGAUUCUGCGUCUCGAAUUAUGAAGACUGUGGAUCUUACGCAAUAUAGUUCGAGCACAUAA